Molecule: messenger RNA, 1123 nt
Organism: Oryzias latipes (Japanese medaka)
Lineage: Eukaryota; Metazoa; Chordata; Actinopteri; Beloniformes; Adrianichthyidae
Source: RefSeq, a predicted model, not a curated record
AUGUUUGACUUCACAUCACUUCACUUCCCUCUGUUUCUGACAUGGAUGCUCACAUUUACAGACGCUCAAACAUUCAGACAGAAGACUGUCAGAGUUGGAGAUGAAGUCACUUUGAAAUGUGAAAAUGCAAAUGAUUUCAGUGAUGGAUGUUCCAGAAUCACCUGGCUGUACAGUAAUUCAGGACAAACAUUUACCCUGUUUGAACUCGGGAAGAUUCACAAAGAUGUUGGAUCUAAAUCAGAUAGACUGAGUCUUACAGAGAAAUGUUCUCUGGUGAUAAAGAAGAUCACAGAUGAAGAUGCUGGAAGUUACAACUGCAGACAGUUCAGCAUAUCAGGAAAACAGGAAACAGAUUUUCAGGUUGGACUGAACUUAAUAAAGAAAAAUGAUGUCAGAUCAACAAGUAAAACACUUAAACCAACAUCCAAACCAUCUUCUGCAUCAACAUCUGCAGCUGAAUCCACAACAACCACAGAAUCAGUUCUGUCUACAUCCAAACCAUCAGCUGCAACAGAUCAUCUCUCUAAAGGAGGUGUUUGGUGGAGGAUCAUCUAUGUUCCUGUGGGUUUAGCAGCACUCUCAGUCAUCACUGCAUCAGUCUGCAUAUGGACCAGAACACAAGGAGCAGAAUGAUGAAUUGAAGACCUGCCUGCUUCUCCUUGACUCCAUUGAUGACCACAUUUUAAAGUUAUCUUCAUCUUUUACCACCAAAUGAUGGAAUGUAACCGGUCGCUUUCUGCGUUGUGCUGGUUAAUAUAUGGUGUGACACAGUGUUACCUCUUGGAGAGAAGCCUCCCUUUAUUCUGGUAAUAAAACAAACAGAAAACAAUACACUGUGUGAUCCUGCCCACUCCAGUUCCUCUCUGACAGGAGGUCAUACAAAAGGGGCGUAUGCCGCACGCGGCAUGCUAGCUUAAAACCUUAUACAGGCUCUGUAACACAUUUUACACUCACAUUUUUCUCAUACAUACCUGGUAAUAAAACAAACAGAAAACAAUACACUGUGUGAUCCUGCCCACUCCAGUUCCUAUACAAACAAAACAAAUCGACAUUUAAGCUUUAACAGUGAAUCCCCAAAAUAUCUCUCCUGAACCAUCAAUCCCUUUUAAUCAUCACAUCACAA